AUUUAAAUCUUUUUGUUAAACGGUUGGUGUGUAUCCACUAAACCGGGCAGUGACACUCCGCAGUCUCCGGCGAGAGAAUGAGGCCACGGAUCUUCCUCUUCGGCGACUCCAUCACCGAGCAGUCAUUCAGAUCCGGCGGCUGGGGUGCCGCACUCGCCGAUACUUACUCUCGCAAGGCAGAUGUGGUGGUGCGUGGCUAUGGCGGCUACAACACCAGAUGGGCUCUGUUCUUGCUUCAUCACAUUUUCCCUCUCGACUCUUUGAAUCCUCCAGCUGCUACAACGAUAUUCUUCGGCGCGAAUGAUGCAGCCCUAAAAGGAAGGACAAGUGAUAGGCAGCAUGUACCUGUGGAAGAGUACAAAGAUAACCUCAGAAAAAUUGUUCAGCAUUUGAAGAAAUGUUCACCUACCAUGCUAGUUGUGCUUAUAACCCCACCACCAAUUGAUGAAGCCGGACGUAAAAGUUACGCCGAAUCGGUCUAUGGUGAGAAAGCAAUGAACGAGCCUGAGAGAACAAAUGAAAUGGCUGGAAUUUAUGCACAGCAAUGUGUUGAAUUAGCCAAAGAACUUGGUGUCCGCAGUGUCAACCUAUGGUCCAAGAUGCAGGAAUCCGAGGGCUGGCACAAAAAGUAUCUAAGUGAUGGUCUGCAUCUGACGGCCGAUGGCAAUGCAGUGGUGCAUCAAGAAGUUUCGAAGGUGUUGAGAGAGGCAUGGCUCUCCCCUGGAGAGAUGCCGUACGAUUUCCCUCACCAUUCUCACGUCGACGGUUCGAACCCUGCCAAAGCUUUCCAUGACCGCUGCUUGUAGGACUUCUGCCUUCACCCUUCACCCUUCACCGGAUUCAUUCGGAAUUCAGCUUUCCAUUCCAGAGAUACAAGAACAGGCAUCUU
Messenger RNA from Tarenaya hassleriana, 889 nucleotides. Its product is annotated as GDSL esterase/lipase At5g62930. The transcript has 6 exons. Gene Ontology annotation, molecular function: hydrolase activity, acting on ester bonds. Lineage: Eukaryota; Viridiplantae; Streptophyta; Magnoliopsida; Brassicales; Cleomaceae. The record is from RefSeq and is a predicted model, not a curated record. The coding region runs from base 78 to 806 and encodes 242 amino acids.